This is a messenger RNA of Umbelopsis ramanniana AG, 1842 nucleotides long. RefSeq lists its product as uncharacterized. NCBI's taxonomy places the organism in Eukaryota, Fungi, Mucoromycota, Umbelopsidomycetes, Umbelopsidales, Umbelopsidaceae. The record is from RefSeq and is a predicted model, not a curated record. The transcript has 8 exons. Bases 114 to 1784 code for a protein of 556 amino acids.
GUCACGGGAUUUUUACCAAUAACCGCCUUAAGGUUUAAAGGUCGCUCGCCACUGUAAUUCGUGUGAAUUCCAUUUACUCCCUUUUGUUCCUUUUCCCUCCUCCAACAGCUUCCAUGGCUUCUACUGCUCAAAAGCGUUUGCAUCAGUUGACUAAUAUCAUCCACCCUACCACGUCGGUAGCCAGCUUCAGAACGAAGCUACCUCCAACUGCAACAGUAGAUUAUACUCCACUUAAUCCAGUCAAUUUUCUCCUCCGUUCUGCACAAAUCUAUCCGAAUAAGACGGCUAUCAUCUAUGGGCAAAAACGAUAUAGCUACGUGGAUUUCGCACUUCGGGUUAAGAACUUUGCAACCGCUUUGGUCAAUCACUACAAGAUCAAACCAGGCGAAAGGGUGGCUAUUUUAUGUCCAAACACGCCUCCGAUCCUCGAAGCCCACUUUGCCAUUCCAGCAGCUAGAGCGGUUAUUACCGCAAUUAAUUAUCGACUGAAUGCCGAGGAAGUAAAUUACAUUAUCCAUCACUCCGAGGCAAAGCUGUUUAUCAUCGAUGCCGAAUACAAACACUUGAUCCCGGCGAACCUGAAUAUUCCAGUUAUUUUCAUAACGGAAGAGGCUAAGGAUCCCUACGAAGAGAUGCUGAGGCUGGGAGAAAGCGGUCGCUGGCAGGAUCUAGAACUUGUGGCAGAUGAAAGGGAAGUCUUUGGCUUCAGCUAUACGUCUGGUUCAACUGGUAAACCUAAGGGUGUGCGUCAUGCUUAUAGGGGUGCAUAUCUAUCCGCUCUAUCUCUCAGUGUCCAUGCUCAAAUGUCUGCCGAGACCGUUUACAUGUGGACAUUACCUAUGUUCCACUGCAAUGGUUGGCAGUUUCCUUGGGCAGUGACGGCGGUCGGCGGUACACACAUCAUGUUGCGUAAAAUCGACUACGACCAAAUCUGGCAUCAUUUACUUUACGAUGGCGUAACACAAUAUAACGGUGCACCCACUUUGCAGACAGAAAUCGUCAAUCAUCCAGCAGCAAAGCCGCUCCAUCGCAAAGUCACUGUGCAUACAGGUGGUUCGUCCCCUUCCAGUGUUCUUCUGAAGGAACUGGAGGGUCUCAACAUUCAUGCACGACAUAUCUAUGGAUUAACGGAGACGUUCGGCCCUACAGCUGGAACCUACGAUCAAAUCCAAAUCAACCACCUUCCUGAUGAAGAGCGGUAUGUUAUGAUGGCUCGACAAGGGUACGCCGACAUAGUGGCGGACGAAAUGUGUGUUAUGGAUGCAGAGACCGGCAAGGAAGUCCCUAUGGAUGGCAAAACCAUUGGCGAAGUUACCAUCCGGGGUAAUAUUGUCAUGAAGGACUACUACAAGGACCCUGAGGCAACCAAAAAAGCUUUCCGAAACGGCGUCUUCUGGUCUGGAGAUCUCGCCGUGAGACAUCCAGAUGGAGCUGUUGAGAUCAAGGAUCGCUCCAAAGACAUUGUUAUUUCCGGUGGCGAGAAUAUCAGCUCCAUUGAAAUAGAGUCUGUGAUAUUGCAUUUGGAGGAUGUGCUUGAAGUUGCUGUGGUGGCUGGCCCGGACGAGAAGUGGGGUGAACAUCCAGUUGCGUUUGUUGUGCCAAAACAUGGUCGAACCGUGACGGCUGGUAAAGUGAUUUCCUUCUGUAAAAGCCAACUGGCCGGAUUCAAGAUGCCCAAAACGGUCCACAUUGUGUCUGAACUGCCGAAAACAAGCACAGGCAAGACACAGAAGUUUGUGCUGCGAGAACGGCUUUGGAAUGCCAAAGAAAAGAAGGUCAAUUAGAUCGAGCGCUUCUGAUGAUGAAACAAUCUAUUGAAAUAAAACGAUUACGCACACAUUA